GUUUCCACACAGUGUUUAUCCUCCUGGGCUCCAGUCACCAAGCCAGUCACCUCCGACACACCAGUCAAGCCAAACGUGGGAGCCGCAGAUGCCCAUACUCAGGAUGGGCCCCCGACUUCUACUAUUCACCUUUGUGCUCCUUUCAACCUGCCAGACGGUGGAAUCCCAGCUGGUGAUCAGAAGUGUCGUCCUGACCAUCGAGCCCCGCAACUCUGUCUCCCGGGGUACCGACGUGACGGUGCGAUGCCAGGCCACAAUCAACAGCGACAGGUCCGCAAAACGUGAAUACACCAUCUACCGGGACGAUACUGUGGUUUAUACCCAUAGCAGCAACACCUCGGAGGACGUGCUCUACCGUCUGCCAGAUGCCAGGGUGGCCAACGCCGGGAAAUACAAAUGCCUGGUCAAAGUCCAGGACAAGGAGCAAAUGAGUCUCCCAGAGAAACUGACUUUGACAGGCCUGAAGACACCGAUUUUACACAUUGACAAGAAGGUGCUCAGCGAGGGAGAGAAUGUAAAGAUGCGGUGUUCAGCCCCUGAGGAGACUGGCAACAUCCUCUUCACUUUCUACAUGGACUCGACAGACCUUAAAGACGUCAGGACCAACACCAGCCAGGUAGAGAUGACCUACAACUUCAAAGACGUUGGCGUCCGCAGGCUUCACUGUGAUUACAAGGUCAUACUGCUGGCCAACGCUGUCAGUUCCAACAUCAGCAAUGUUAUUGAUGUCACUGUGAAAGAACUCGAAAUCACACCGACAAUCUCAGUCCAGCCACACGGAACAAAGAUCAUUGAAGGGGACAACUUGACAAUCUCCUGCAGUGUCAAUGGAAACAAACAGAACUCAUCUGAGGCCAAAAUGCAUCUUCUCAAGGGCAGCACUAUGCUUAGUUUUGGGGAGACAAGCACCACCCACAGCAUGACAGCCAUGGCUGAGGAUUCUGGGAAGUUUGAGUGCAUGCUAGAGAUGGGAACUGUAUUGAAGCAGGCAACGGAACAUGUGAUCAUCACAGAACUGUUCUCCAAGCCAGUCCUGGUUAUGGAGCCGAUGGAGGUGUUUGAAAAGGAGGAAUUCAGGUUAACCUGCAAGAGUACCAACUAUUCCACUGAAAGGAUCAGCUCUAGCAAGAUAACAUACUCAAUUUACAGGGACAAUUACAAAUUGACACCAGACCGCUUUAAUGGAACAUAUGUUGUCCCUGCGAAUGUCCAACACCAAAAUGGGAAAUACUAUUGUAUAGCCAAUGCCAGAAAUGUCUCCAAGUACAGUGGAAGUCUGAAUGUCAAGGCAAAGGUUCCGGUCAGUAAACCAGAGAUAAUGUCUAUUGGUAAAGUUAUCGUAGGAAAGCCAUUCCAGGUGCGCUGUCACUCCGACCAAGGCAGCCUGCCCAUCAACUAUACCUUGUUGAGGAGGGGUAAGGCCAUUAACUCAAUUGCUGUGGGGGAAUCCCACCAUGAGGCCAUCUUUUCCAUCACUCUCCAGCACCAUGGGGACAUUGAGGACUAUAAAUGCAGGGCUAAGAACCGCCGCUACGCUUUGGACAGCAACAAGCUCAACACUACUGUCAUAGUACCCCUCUCCGGCGCAAAACUCGGCAUCUCCUCAGAUUUGUCGGCUGCCCCGUCAGAACUUUCGUUGGACGUCGCCGAGGGAUACGCCAUCUACCUUCUCUGUUCGGUGCAGGGCUCCUAUCCAAUCAGCUUUAAGUGGUACAAAAGAGGGAAUGCCAAGCCCCUGUACACCAUCACCUCAACCAAAACCACCGGGACCUAUCAGAUCCCCCAGGUGACGAACGAACACAGCGGUAACUACUACUGCCUGGCGGACAACCCCGCUGAGAAAACGUCCGUCAGUCAGGACAUCACUGUAGAUGUGAGGAUGGCCAGGUGGAAGAAGGGUCUGAUCGUGGCCUGCUGCCUGCUGGUGGUGGCCUUCGCCGUCAUCGGCUGCGUGCUGCACUUCAGGUCCCAGCGAGGUGCAAGGGACGACGCCACCGAACUGUCAGUAAAGCCUUCGAGCCCUAAAUCAGAUGACUCGCUAACAGUGAGUCUCGCCCACGACACAAUGGAGGUUUAUAAUCCGCCCAAAGUGGGAGUGGAAUCUGCCGGUAGAGUCUGGGGCCAGUGGACGGUGGACCCAGGAUGCGCGUCCUCUGGCGCCGGUAGCGAUGUGGGGAGCAGCGCGUCGUCCAACAAUGAGCCGGAUGUAGAGUACACUGAAGUGGUGCACCCCCAGUCUGAGGACUCUGUCAGAGUUCCCUUAAGGAAAGGUACAGAGACUGUGUACAGUGAAGUCCAGAACUCUCCAACCGGGCCAUACGAUGACCAGCGCCAUCAUGGUUCACUGGAGAAUGCCGACCUCAACAGCACCCAGCCUGAGGUCCAUCAUGCCCUGCUGGAGGCCCGUCACCAUGACCUCCCUGACCUCCCAAUGCCUGUCGAAUAAAGGUUCCCUCUGACCCCUCGCGACCCGCCGUGUGCCAAGCCAUGACCACAGACACCCCUCCUUUCCCCCCAGUUUAAAGCCCACUCCUCAUUGUCAUGUGUCUUUUUAUACUGUACGUUUGUGAAAUUGCUUACUCCGAUAAGCUGUACAUUUCUGCAUCAGUUCUACCGUCAGAAUACAAUCCCUCAACAUGCUUCCUUUGACAUGCUGUACAUAGCGGUCUUUCCUAGUUGACCUUUGUUUAGCCUUUUUGUGUUUGCAUAACCCCUAAUGGUGGGCCAGAGUUCAUUUAGCCUCUCCCUUGCUUUGAUAGCGGAGUUUACAUUAAGUUCCCCUUGAUCUACUAAACGGAUACCAUGAACAUUUAUGUCCGUCACGGUUUCUCCAGACUUCACAGCCGCCCUCUGUCGUCCGACCGGGCCCGUGCCCAAAUCAGGCAACGCAGCCAGGAUCACUGAAUUACACGGUGGAAAUGACUACGGAAAAGAUUUCUGAGUGUAAACAAAGGAGCUGCCCGUCUCCCGCUGCUGUGGAAUAUGAUGUCGAUGUUGUCACAUCCUGCCAGACUAAGCUGGAGUGAGUCAAACGGUUAAUAUUGUCGUCAAGAUUGAAAUGACUCCGGCAAGCACUGUUUUACAUGAAUUCAAUUUGAUUCAUUUUUGAAGUUCCUCUGUAGAUGCUUUACAGGUUGUCAUACUGUGAACAAACUACCUCUAGAUAAGCAACGGCUUGAUAAGGUUAUGGCUUGUUGACAGUUACAGUGAUGUUUAUAGUGCGUAGUGCAUCUACUUGUGUACUUCGGGGGCUCUUCAAAUAGUGUCACCUAACAUUUCUUUGUAAAAUCACACCAAAUGUAAGGAAGGUGCUUACAAUUUAUAAAUGCUAUGAGAUGUGUUUAUAAAUGUGUUCAAAACACUGGUAUAGAAAAAUCUAUCAAGAUAGUAUUUGGGUAUCAAAGGACAGCUGAUCAGCAAUAUGUUCCUUUUUUUUUCUCCUAUAUUUUUUUAAAAACAUGACCCUAAUGGUGUAUUAUUAUUGUAAUAUUCAAAGUGGCCUGUAGAGAGCAUUAUUCUCUUAUAAAUACAGGCAGGUUACUAGGCAGUGUGAGGACAUUGUGUGAUUACGCCAUCUUGUGACUAAAAUGUAUAUUCCAGUUUUUUGCCAGACCGCAGAAGCAGAGCCUGCCAAGAGCGAAUGGCUCUGACUGACUGACUGACUGACUGACUGACUGCCCAUUGUUAAAUUGCAUUGUGGUUAGAGAUGCCGUCUGCCACAUACGAGAUCGGGUAUCCAAUCUGGCUAGGGACAAAACAAAUUAAGAUUAGUUGAGGAUAAACUAAAGCUUCAGUAGCUACAUAUAGUAAGCCAAAAGCAAAGUGAAGUGUUGAACUUGAAACACUGCUGUCUCAUCCAGGGAGAGCAGGUUAGAGUGAGGGUAACAAAACACUUCACUCUUCCUACUAGUCCACUUGAUAGAACUCUGUGAAGAAAGAAGUUACACGAAAAACAGCAAUAUAUUAUAUUUUUUGACAAACAAGUAGUAUACAUAUUUUUCCCACCACCAAUGUUCUUAGAGUUGUAUACAGCCAAUUCGUCUUUUAGUUUCUGUUCCUUUUCUGUCACUUUUUAAGUUCACCUGUUUUAACAGGACACGUGAAUAUAGUUACCUUAAACCAAAUCAUUAUGAAAAUCAAUAAUAACUAUUUGACAGUAAUUUUUUUUCAUUAUAUGUACUUAUAGCUAUUAGCUAGCCAUCUACAUUAAUCUGUUUCUAAUUUAAUGCGUUAAAUGUAAAUUUUUGAUACGCAAAAAGUAUUUGUCACUUCUAAUAACAAAGCUGGCAUUGGUCCAUAAAUUGCUGCAAACCCCUUCCUUUGUUCACCACAAUCACCUCUACUCAUAGCCUGGCCAAACUAGGCGUGCCUAUUUUAUUUUCUUGUUUCCUGUUUAGAGCCCAUAUUCACCAAGCGUCUGUGUUGAUCAAUAAUAUAAUUGUAAACUAAGACUAAAACUGCACCUGAAAAAACAUUUUCAUAAACUCGAAUAAUAUAAGAGUGAGCAGGGGCGGGCAAUAUGUGUAUGUUUAAUUUAAAUAAAAAUGGGAACUGAAAAUGUUUAGUGUCAAAGUGUCAAACUACUAAAUGUGGUUGAACAAAUCACAUGUUACAGUUUACCAAGUAAGCAUACAUAAAACCCUUGUAUUGUGUAACUGUUAUCCUUGGUUUUUUUAUUUUUUGCUGUACAAUACAUAAA
Molecule: messenger RNA, 4699 nt
Organism: Esox lucius (northern pike)
Lineage: Eukaryota; Metazoa; Chordata; Actinopteri; Esociformes; Esocidae
Gene: pecam1b
Product: platelet endothelial cell adhesion molecule
Exons: 16
Coding region: 89-2446 (785 amino acids)
Biological process (GO): cell surface receptor signaling pathway
Molecular function (GO): transmembrane signaling receptor activity
Source: RefSeq, a predicted model, not a curated record